This is a messenger RNA of Pogona vitticeps (central bearded dragon), 5598 nucleotides long. It is a transcript of the gene HMGXB3, whose product is annotated as HMG-box containing 3. Lineage: Eukaryota; Metazoa; Chordata; Lepidosauria; Squamata; Agamidae. The record is from RefSeq and is a predicted model, not a curated record.
GUGCCUGAACCUUUGCAGACCGGAUGACCUUUAGUCACGGGAAGAACUUGUCCGUGUAGAACUUCCGGCAUGGUGCCUGCCUGCAGGAGUGCUCUCGCAGCUUUUCCCGGCAGGACGUAAUUUAUUCCGGGGUCUCCCUUUGCCGGUCGCUCCAGGUUCCUGUGGAUGUUUGAUGCUCUGGCUCUCCCGCUCGGCAUGGUCGGGCGACGGGAGCCUUCUCUGCCGGGAUAUGAACGGCUUGCCCCGCGGCUGCAACAAUGGAGGCUCCAUAUGAUGGCAGUGAAGUAACUAUAGUUAUGGAGGAGAUAGAAAGUGCAUACACCUAUGCAUCUCCGGUGCCUUCUAAGAAAAAGAAGAAAUAUAGAAGUCCUGGGGAUCAAGGAGAAAAGACUAAAAAGCCAAGAUCUGCAUACCUUCUAUAUUAUUAUGACAUAUACCUGAAAGUUCAACAGGAGCUCCCACAUCUUCCUCAGUCUGAAAUUAAUAAGAAAAUCAGUGAGAGUUGGAGGCUGCUUAGUGUAGCUGAGAAAAGUUAUUAUUUGGAGAAGGCCAAAUUAGAAAAAGAAGGCCUAGACCCGAACUCAAAAUUGUCUUCUCUGGCUGCUGUAGUUCCAGACAUUCCAGGUUUUCGUAAAAUCCUUCCUCGUUCAGAUUACAUAAUUAUUCCUAAAGGCAGUCUUCAGGAGGAAAGGAGCAAGCAGCACUUGGAACUGUGUGUGACUCCGGGCCAAACAGCCUCAGAAGGAGUAACAGCCUCUGCUAACAUCACAAGUGUCUCCCAUGGUACUGUGCAAAACAUCCUUUCCGUAGACACCAACCACAUUGGCAUUUCUGAGCAGUGCAUUGCCAUUGAAGGGGCUUCAGAAGACCCGGCCUCAUUUGUUCAGUCAGACACGAUAGAAGAAGUUGUUGCAUCAGAGAUCUUGUCCCACUAUGUCAGACCUGCUCCCCAUAAAUUGGCCGGCAAUGUCCUCCUGGAUGAGGCUCCUCUGGAAGUAGGAGAUGGCUAUCCCUAUCAAGCAGCUAGUGUGGUUAUUGAAGAAACCCUGGUUAACUGCUCAGAAGCUUCCAGUGGAGGCAUUACUGUGACACAACCUCAAGCUUCAGAUGGCCUCUCUGUGGUCACGGUGGUGACUAGAACAGACAGAGAAGAAAACAAUUCUUCAAAACCUGCUGCACAGUUCAUUAUGCUUCCUCUGCCAGCACAUUCUGUUGUGGAAAACCCAGCAUCAAUCAAACUGACAACUACCUAUACCCGCCGAGGGCAUGGAAAUUGCACCAAUCCUGCCUGUUCAUUUACAUAUGUCACCAGACACAAGCCACCCAAGUGCCCAAUGUGUGGGAACUUUCUGGGAGGUAAAUGGAUCCCUAAGGAGAAACAGCUGAAAAGCAAACCUGAACCAAAUUCAAGUUUGCCUAUAAAAACGCUGGGGCCCAAGAGAAGUCAGCCUCUGUUAGCUUCAGGACAGGCUGUGGCCCAAGUCAGUGCCUCUAAAUCGAUGCUGGAGAGCUCUGAAGCUGUAACCCAGCUGCUAAAUGCAGUCCCGGCUGUGGGGCAGGUGCAGGAGGCUGAGUGGGAAGAAGUAAUCAUCUCGGAGGCUCACAUCCUUGCAAACAAUCUGCAGCCAGCGGAACAAGGAAAUGCCACUGCUGUCAUUCACCUUCAGGAGAGCAUUGCACAGGCAGACCCUCCAUCAGAACGAAGGGAGAAUGAAGGAUUGGAGAAGCAGCCAUCCACGGAGGUGGGGAAGGCUGCUAACUCACUUGCCCAUCCAUCUUCCGCUGUGAAACUUCCAGUGGGAAUUGAUGCUCUUGGCACAGUCCCUAAGGUGCAGGAGCAGAAGAGUAAAACGAGACCCAAGCCUUCUCUACUGGCUGCUGCAAGACCCAUGAGGGCCAUCUUGCCUGCACCUGCCAGCCUGGCAAGAGAAACCAACACAGAGCAGCCCUCUGGCAAACAAUCAUCGGCAAACAAUGAAAACUCCCCCAUAAGGAUCUCGGGGCUGAAGCCUAGUACUCUGAAGCAGCUGGGUCAGUCUUCCUUGCAACCAUCUACUGUGGAAGAGCACAAGGUCCAGGGUAGCACAAACAGUUCAGCGUCUCGUGUUAAGGUGGUAGAGGUCAAACCAGAUGUAUUUCCUUCCUACAAAUAUAGCUGCACCGUGACCUUGGAUUUGGGCUUGGCCACGUCACGUGGAAGAGGGAAAUGCAAGAACCCUUCUUGCAGUUAUGUGUACACCAAUCGGCACAAGCCGAGAAUCUGCCCUAGUUGUGGGUACAACCUUGCCAAAGACAGAGCUGAGAAAACUGCAAAAUCCCUGGAGGUCACCUCUAGUCCUGUGCAUGUUCUGAACACCAGUGAGCCACUAAUUCAGUCCCAGAAAGAGAUCCAGCGACAGUCCACUCUGCAGCUUCUGCGCAAAGUAAUACAGAUCCCAGAGAACGAAUCAGAGCUGACCGACGUUUUUGCACUGAUCAAUGAACUCAAUAGCUCACGGCUUAUCCUGUCUAACAUGAAUGAGGAGACUGUCACCAUCGAGCAGACCUCUUGGUCAAACUACUAUGAAUUUCCUUCAUCCCAGUGCCUUCUCUGUAGCAGCCCUUUAUUCAAAGGAGGACCAAAUUCUCUUGCAGGCCCACAAGAAUGCUGGUUGUUGACUGCAAAUAGGCUCCAGGUAGUUACUGCUCAGCUCAAGGUGUGUGUGAAUGUGCAGUGCCUGGCUCUCCACAGCUUCAACGAUAUCUAUACUGGUUUGUUCAAUGUGGGUAACAAGCUUUUGGUGAGCCUGGACCUCCUGUUCAUGAUAAGGAAUCAUAUUAAGCUUGGUGAGAAUCCUAAAGUGGCUGUCAGCAGCAUCUUGGAGUCUGUGCAGGAACAGACAGAAAGAACCUUGAAUCCUGAGGAGUUAAGUCAGCUUGAGGAGCUGCUGUGCAAUGGCUACUGGGCCUUUGAAUGCCUCACUGUACGAGACUACAAUGAUAUGAUCUGUGGAGUCUGUGGCAUUGCACCCAAAGUUGAGAUAGCCCAGAGGAAUGUGGAAAAUGUUCUGUCGCUGAAAAAUAUUGAGUUUACCUGGCCAGAAUUCUUGGCAUCUAGUGAAGUUAAUGUGGAAGACUUCUGGUCCACCAUGGAGACAGAAGUGAUAGAGCAGGUGGCAUUCCCUUCCAGCAUCCCUAUCACAAAGUUUGAUGCCUCUAUCAUAGCUCCCUUCUUCCCACCUCUGAUGAGGGGCACCGUGGUUGUCAAUACGGAGAGAGAGAAGAACCUCGAAGCACAUAUAAUGCCAGGUAAUCCAAGUGUCCUGGUGAGGCUAAUUCAGGAUGAAAUAUGCAAGAUGGAACAGAUUGGCUCAUACAAUAAGGAAGAACUACAGAAUUUCUUGACUCAAUGCAGCAUUCCAUGGGAGGCAGAGGAUUCAAAGGAGCAGCUUUGUCUUUCACUUCUAGCUCUCUAUGAUUUUGUCCAGAAUGGGACACAGAUCAAACAGCCCCCAGCACACUUGACUGGAGGAAAAAUCUACAAAGUCUGUCCGCACCAGGUUGUGUGUGGUUCAAAAUACAUUGUCAGAGGUGAAAGUCCCCGGGACCACGUGGAUCUCCUGGCCUCCUCCCGCCACUGGCCGCCAGUCUAUGUGGUUGAUUUGGCCUCUUCUGUAGCACUGUGUGCAGAUAUUUGCUAUCCUGACUUGACUGCUGAAAUGUGGGGAAGGAAUCAGGGCUGCUUCUCUGACCCCAUGGAGCCUUUAAAGUAUGUGUCCUGCCCAGAACUUCUUGACAGGCACUACUGUGUGGACAUGACCAAUGUGGAGCAUUCUGUUGAGCACCCAGUCACCAAAUCUGCCUGUCGCCGAGUGGUGCAUCCUGGGGCAGAGCAGAGCAGCCAGAAUGACCCGACGGCUCGAUAUCGUUCCCUCUCUCUUUGCCGGGAGCUAGAGCCCUAUGGUGCCAUCGUUACUGCUAUUGAUGACAGCAAAACCAGUAAUGUCCGCCAGAGGCCUAUAAUCUUCGACAGCGCGACCCACUAUUAUCUCUACAAUCGAUUGAUGGAUUUCUUCUCCAGUCGGGAGAUUGUGAACAGGCAGAUUCACGAGAUUGUUCAGAGCUGCCAGCCUGGCGAGGUGGUGAUCCGGGAUACUCUGUACCGUCUAGGGGUGGCCCAGAUCAAGACAGAAAUGGACGAAGAGGAAGAGAACCAAGAGGAGAAUGGUAUUGCAUAAUGUCCUUUCAGGUGGCUAUCUGUUGCCUGAAGAGAUGAGAGCAAAGCUCCAGGUGCUCCUGGUAGUUUGGCCCUCCGAUGAACUCCAAUCCUGAACAGCUUUGACAGCUUCUGUUGACCAAAGAGUCAUGUGCUUCCGUUGAUAAUCUGGAUUGGGUUUUUGAUCUGCAAAGGGGGUGUGCUUUCUGUCCCAAGGGGCUGCUUGAACUAGCCAGGGCCAUGCAUUCUUAAGAAGAAGAAGAAGAAGAGAGAAUUUCCAGUGGCUUCAAAUGGCUAGCAGCAGUAAGAAAAUCAAUGUGCAUAGGAUUGCCUUUCUAAAAUGGGUACAUUACUAGCAUCCUGAGCGGAAAGAGGCAUGUAAAAAGUUGGAAGACUGUCCCGAUAUUAUCUCCUGAAGGGGCGGCCAUAAUAGACGAAAGAUCAUAUGGAGUCCCAGCUGCUACUGACCUCUAUUCUGAAAAGAACUUGCAGAUAGCCUUUGGGACCUCAUCAGUAUCCUGGGAGUAAGAGCCCAUCUGCCCUUGUAACUUAACUCUGCCUCAGACUGAGGAGACUCAACCCAUACAUUUAGUCUUGGCAAUCCAGGAUGAGUUACUUUAAUAGCCAUGGGCAUUAAGGUAAGGAUUGGACUGCAAGAGGCUAGAACCACCCAGGCUAGCGUAGUUGUUACUGAGGUUUUUCAGGGAUUUGUAUGUUUUGCAUAAUGCAACUGGACAAUUUGGUCAGGAGAGGAUUUUCUGGCACUUUACUUUAUAUCCUGUCCAUGGACUUAUAAAAUGAUUGCUUUUUCCUCUGUCUAGGGGCACAUUUGUGCAACAAUAACUGGAUUCAUUGAACACAGUCUGACACACUUUUCUGCUUACUUCCAGUAAUGAAACUUGCUAGGGAAUCUUAACUUAUACCUGGCCUCUUUGCAAACCACUACAUACUCCCUAAUUCCUACAUUAUAAAACUGACCUGGAUUGUGUUCCAUGCAGUCAUACUUCUUCAACACUUUUUGCCUUGACACCAGCAUGGUGGUUCUUACAUAAUGUGUUGAACCUGGUAUGUGAACCUAAGUUGUCCACCACUUCCUACUCACCUUCAUCCAUCCAUGAAUCUGAAAAGUAUAAAAUGAUUUUUUGCUAUCGGUGAAGGCAGGAGGCCCUGGAAAGUGAAGAGGAGCACCCACUAUAUUUUUAUUCCAUUUUGUGGUGUGGAUUUAAAUAUUCCCUUCUGUGAAGGAUUCUGGGGGCACUGUUAUUAAAAACAAGCAAACAAAGAACCAUACUGAAUUUCUGACAAAACGUAUGAUUUGCUGUUAAAGAUUCUAAUUUAUGAAAGGCACUUUUUUCAGUUGAUGAUAAAUGUUAAUAAAUUAUCUCUUCCAGUUUUGGAGAGUG